Asparagus officinalis (garden asparagus) is the source of this 4428-nucleotide messenger RNA. RefSeq names its product F-box protein At3g54460. Gene Ontology annotation, molecular function: ATP binding; ATP-dependent chromatin remodeler activity; protein binding. The coding region runs from base 144 to 4097 and encodes 1317 amino acids. The transcript has 11 exons. The record is from RefSeq and is a predicted model, not a curated record. NCBI's taxonomy places the organism in Eukaryota, Viridiplantae, Streptophyta, Magnoliopsida, Asparagales, Asparagaceae.
AAACCGUUUACCGAAAUCUCUCUCUCUCUCUCUCUCUCCCCGGAAACCACCCUUCCUCCCUCCAAAAUCCCCAAUCCCCAACGUCCUUCAAAGUUCAAACCCUAAAAUUUCCCCCAAAACCCUAACCCUAAUUUUAGCCUCCAAUGGCGUCCCCAUCGAGCUCGGAUAGCAACGCCGACGACGACCCUCUCUCCGGCUACAAGCUCUGCGGCUNCCUCGGCGCUGUCCUCUACAUCUGUCAUCCACAACCCCUAGCUCCGUUAACGUCCUGCAAUCUCUUCAGCGAUGGCCCCAAUGUAUUCGGGUUCCGAUCCGAAUCCGGAACCCUACUCCUCCCAAUUCAACCCCAAAACCCUAAAUCAGCGCCCGAGGAUGCCUCGGCAGCGAAUUCUCCAUCGUUUUCCAAGAGGAAGAGGAGGGCAGGGCUUGUGCCCGUCAAUGGGAGCGUCAGCAUUGUCCAUCAGAUCCAUGCGUUGGUGUCUGCUGGGUGUUUGAAGAUCAAAGCUAGGGUUUUGGGGGUUUCUGUGAGGGAGGAGGCGAGGGCGGUGGUGUUGGUUGAUGUUUAUUUGCCGAUCGAGGUUUGGUCCGGGUGGCAGUUCCCGAAGCGGGGGGCUCUUGCUGCUUCCGUGUUCAAGCACGUCAGGUGUGACUGGGAAACUCGAAGUUCACUGCUUGUGCUAGAUGAGAAUACUGACACUUAUCUUCAAAUGCACGAUGAGAGCAUCUGGGGCUGUUCUGAUUGUCAUGUUCUUGGGUGCAUGAUGCAUAAUAUUUCUUCUGGUACUGGCCUCUGGGACAUUGCUGAUGAUGUACUGACAAAGAUUUUGGGUACACUUCGUUCAAAUGAUCUCAUUAGGGUUGCAUGCACUUGUCGUCAUCUGAGAGGCUUAGCUUCAUCUGUAAUUCCAUGUAUGAACGUUAAACUUUUCCCUCACCAGGAGGCUGCAGUUGACUGGAUGUUGAGACGCGAGCACAGUGCUGAGGUGCUGCCACAUCCUUUAUAUAUGAGUUUUUCAACAGAAGAAGGAUUUUCCUUAUACAUAAAUGCUGUUUCAGGUGAAAUAUCUACCGGUGUGGAUCCUACGGUAAAUGAUUUUCGUGGUGGAAUGUUCUGUGAUGAGCCUGGUCUAGGGAAGACAGUAACAACACUCUCUCUUAUUCUAAAAACACAUGGAACUUUGGCUGAUCCUCCUCAAGGAGUAGAUGUGGUAUGGUGCAUGCAUGAGUCUGAAAGGAGAUGUGGUUACUAUGAACUUAGUGCUGAUAAUUUUACUUCCAUGAACUUUAUGUCAACUUGGAAAAGAUUUAUUGGUCAGAAUGGGCGGAGGGGGAAAUUCUGUUCUAGUAACUUGCCUCUGAAAUGCAGUUCGAUUGAAGUUCCAGAAUCCAGUUCAGGAAGACAUAGCAAAUCAAUGUCUCCUAAAUUCACAGACUCUCUAGCUUAUUCUGUCGUGAACUCGGGUGAUUCAACCUGUGGAAGUGCACCUCUCAUGCAAGCAACACGUAUUCUUAGAUGCACCCGAAGCUUGAGUCGAAUUAAGAGAAACCUUUUGGAGACAUAUGAAAAAGAUGGAGGUUGGGAAGGGAAAAGAAAAGCUGCAGCUCUGAAUGAUUCGAAGAUUGAAUCAGAGGAAAUUAGUGCCAUCUCGCUAGUAUCUAUCAACAGUCACAAAAGGAACAGGAAGGAUGAUGCUGGUUCUUCUCAGUCUACUGAGACUUGGGUACAAUGUGAUGCUUGUAGCAAGUGGCGUAAACUGAAUGAGAGGAGUUUACCUGAUGCUAGUGCUGCAUGGUUUUGUAGUAUGAACACUGAUCCUUUACAUCGGAGUUGUGCAGAUCCAGAGGAGACCUGGAACUACAAACGGAAAAUAACACAUUUUCCAGGAUUUUAUACCAAAGGGACACCCCAAGAAGAGGAACAAAAUGUGUCAUUCUUUACUAGUGUGCUCAAGGAGCAUUCUAUGUUGUUAAAUUCUCAAACAAUGAAGGCGUUAACUUGGCUGGCAAACCUUUCACACAACAAACUUCGAGAGAUGGAAACUGUUGGCUUAAGACGUCCUGCAUUUCAAGACGCUCAGAUGCUCUCGGGCAAAAAUGCCCCCGGAUAUCAUAAGAUAUUUCGUGCAUUUGGUCUUGUAAGAAAGGUUGAAAGAGGUACAACCAGGUGGUUUUAUCCAUCCACCCUUGAUAAUUUGGCAUUUGAUUUAACUGCCCUAAAAAUCGCUCUUACAAAACCGGUGGACUUAGUCAGGCUUUAUUUAUCUGGCGCAACGCUCAUCAUCGUCCCUGCAAAUUUGAUUGAUCACUGGAAAACCCAAAUUCAGAUGCAUGUCAGGCCUGGCCAGCUGCGUGUUUAUGUCUGGACUGAUAACAAAAAGCCUUCUGCACAUAAUCUGGCAUGGGAUUAUGAUGUCGUUAUAACUACAUUCAGCCGAUUAAGUGCAGAAUGGUCAUUGCAUAAGAGGAGCAUACUAAUGCAAGUACACUGGCUUAGAAUAGUCUUAGAUGAAGGUCACACACUUGGCUCUAGUGUUAACUUGACUAACAAAUUGCAAAUGGCUAUUGCACUUGCUGCAACGAAUAGGUGGAUUUUAACUGGUACACCAACUCCAGAUACACCAACCAGCCAUGUGGGUCAUCUUCAACCUAUGCUUAAGUUUCUCCAUGAAGAAGCUUAUGGCCAGAGUCAGGAAUCAUGGGAGGUUGGCAUCCUUAGACCUUUUGAAUCUCUGAUGGAAGAGGGACGAUCUCGUUUACUGUUCCUACUUCAGAGAAUCAUGAUUAGCGCGAGGAAAGAGGAUUUGAGAAAUAUUCCUCCUUGCAUAAAGAAAGCAAUUUAUCUACAUUUUAAUGAGGAGCAUGCAAGGAGUUACAAUGAACUAGCUGUUACUGUUCGUCGCAAUAUUUUGAUGGCUGACUGGAAUGAUCCAUCUCAUGUUGAAUCACUUCUCAAUCCUAAACAGUGGAAAUUCCGUGGUAACACAAUCAGGAAUGUUAGAUUGUCUUGUUGUGUGGCUGGGCAUAUCAAUGUAAAAGAUGCUGGUCAGGAUAUUCAGGAAACAAUGGAUUUAUUGGUACAACAAGGCCUAGACCCUCACUCAGAAGAAUAUGUUUUCAUAGAGUAUUCACUUCUACAUGGGUGCAGCUGUUUCAGGUGCAAAGUUUGGUGCCGUUUACCUGUUAUUACCCCAUGUAGGCAUCUCUUGUGCCUAGACUGUGUUGCUUUAGAUAGUGAGAAAUGCACUUUCCCUGGUUGUGGCAACCAUUAUGUCAUGCAGUCUCCUGAAGCAUUAGCACGGCCAGAAAAUCCAAAUCCAAAGUGGCCUGUUCCCAAAGAUCUUAUUGAGCUGCAACCUUCAUAUGAACAGGAUGACUGGGAUCCUGACUGGCAAUCAACAAAAAGCAGCAAAGUUGCAUACUUGAUAGAGAGAUUGAAGGAUUUGCAAGAAUCCAGCAGGAGAAUUCACUACUUAGAGAGCAUCCACAGUAGAGAAAUUAUUCUUCCCAUGCAAAAGAGCAAUUAUAGCAUGUUUGGGUGCCAGGAGAGUGAGAGCAGUCAUAAUGGUCCGCCUUGUAAGAUAUUGCCUGAGAAAGUGAUAAUUUUUUCUCAGUUUCUGGAGCAUAUACAUGUCAUUGAACAGCAGUUAACAAUUGCUGGCAUCAGAUAUGUGGGAAUGUACAGCCCGAUGCCUUCUAGUAAGAAGAUGAAGUCAUUACUGAUAUUUCAACAUGAUCCAAGUUGUAUGGUUCUUUUGAUGGAUGGAAGUGCAGCACUGGGCCUUGAUUUGAGUUUUGUUUCAUUUGUGUUUUUGAUGGAACCCAUAUGGGAUAGAAGCAUGGAGGAGCAGGUGAUUAGUCGUGCUCAUCGCAUGGGUGCUACUCGUCCUGUGUACGUGGAAACCUUGGCAAUGAGGGGUACCAUCGAAGAGCAAAUGCUGGAAUUUUUACAGGAUUCCACUUUGAGGAAGAAAGCCCUAAAACGAGAGGCUGAGAAGACUACCAAUGAAGGAUCAAAAGCACCCCGUACACUACAUGAUUUUGCUGAGAACAACUAUCUCUCCCAACUUACUUUUGUCCAUACUAAUACCGAGGCAUGAAAGGAAAGCUCUCAUCCAAAUCGUACGGUUCAGGCUGGGUCAUCAGUUAUUAGUUCCUUUGGGGAUUGCUGUUGUCAUCCUCUAUGUGCUCUUGCUCGUUUUCACACGGGAAAUACCUUUGCCCUGGUUUACAUUUUGUUGGCUUCAGGGGUUUGAGAAGAAACAAUUCUACAAGCAAAAAAGCAAUCUCAUUUUGCUGGGGAUAUUUACUGUAGCAUUAAUCUCAUUUUGCUGGGGAUAUUUACUGUAGCAUUAGCCCCAUUAUUUUUGUACAGACAUUAACCGAUCAGCGGCGAUUAUGAUUUAACAGGAUAAUUGCUCGUCGGUCCUC